This is a messenger RNA of Linepithema humile (Argentine ant), 1062 nucleotides long. RefSeq lists its product as uncharacterized. NCBI's taxonomy places the organism in Eukaryota, Metazoa, Arthropoda, Insecta, Hymenoptera, Formicidae. The record is from RefSeq and is a predicted model, not a curated record.
UUCCGUAGGAUCCAAAGAGAGAAUUGAGAGAAAAUAUCUGUUAAUGACAACGACACUUGUAACUUGUGAAGCAAUACCAUAUUCUGCUAGCAACAACGGGAUAAUGGUUUCAAAAGAGCGACCAGAGAUUGUACGAUUCACUGUAGACACUCCACUUCCCGAAUUACCACCAGAUGAAAAGAUACAGAAAUGGAAUACUGGGUCGAUCACAGUGAAUACUUUCAUCAGUUAUUUGUCAUGUCAUGAAUGCAAAGAGGAUAUUGACAAAGAAGAGCAUUAUCCAGGCGAACAGCGUUGUCAACAAUGUCGUUACAUCACAUGUUGGCGUGCGUUUCAAGAGCAUCAACAACAAAUCUAUAAUGAAAGGCCGAAGACCAGUCUGAUCGUGCCAUCUCCUUUAAUAAACAUCCCGCUGGAAAGAAAACUGCAAUGUCUGUGCGGUUACACGUCGAAUGAUAGCAAUCGAUUAGCAAGACAUUUGAUAAAUGUAAAAAAACAUCGGCACAUCCUGUUGAUCAACACAGUCUGGUAUGCUUGAUGAUAGUUUAGGACUAGUACCAAAGUCUACUUCUGAGGAAUGUGAUGCACACGAGAAAUCCCAUUCACGCCAUUAAAGUGAAACAUGGAAAUGAAAAAUGUAAUUGGAUUGAAUAAGACAAGAUAUAAUCUCCGGAUAAUUUUUUAUUUAUAAACUUCAUGUUUGAGUGGAACAAAACUUUAAGUUGCUACAAAUAGUUUCAGAACUAGAUGCAGAAUGUAAAAAAUUUUUAAUUCAAUUAAUUAUUUCACACAUAUGCGUACUUUGUUGAAUUAUUGUAAAGCAUUACAUAUUACACAAGUUUACAUAUUUUCCUCCAAUUAGUAACUAGUAUAAACGAUAGCAUAAUAAUAAAUAUAGUUUAAUUUCCAAUAGUUCUUGAUAUGUAGUGCUUGAUAUAUAUCUUGUUUGCUUGAAUUCAGAUAACGUAAUUUCUUAUAAAAAUAUUUGUAGUGAGGAAUAACAAUAUAGAGGAAUAACAAUUUUAUUAAAUGUUUAGUAAUUAAGAAACGUAGCAUACAUAU